AUGGAGUUGAUGUGCAGCAGUUAUCUGGAGUGUGGAAAGCAGACAUUUGCCAUGGAGAAAUAUUGUUUCAGAAACUGUUUGCAGUGGAGGACCAAAGGCAGUGGGAUAUUGAGAGUGGAGCUCAUAAGGAUGAAUGCAGAGUUGCUGCGGCUGCUUUCCCCGGUGCGGCAGGUGCGGGAGCAGGGGAGGGAGUGCGAGGGCCUGCCGGUGCUGCUCAGCCUGCUGCACGGGGAGCACCUGAAGCUGAUGUGGAGCGUAGUGUGGGUCCUGGUCCAGCUGUGUGAGGAGCCAGACACCAGCGCCGAGAUACGCACCUGGGGAGGGGUGCAACAGCUGCUCCACAUUCUCGACAGGUGAGAGGCUACCUCUGGAUAGACUAAAGAAGUAUCAUAAAAGUUCAUGGAGAGCAUAGGAGUUCACUGGGUCAAAUGCAGUAUAUUGGGUGAGGCCUAGGUUAGUGCAUGUUA
Molecule: messenger RNA, 467 nt
Organism: Oncorhynchus keta (chum salmon)
Lineage: Eukaryota; Metazoa; Chordata; Actinopteri; Salmoniformes; Salmonidae
Product: serine/threonine-protein kinase Nek10-like
Exons: 3
Coding region: 1-357 (118 amino acids)
Source: RefSeq, a predicted model, not a curated record